AUGUCAGCAUAAGAAGCAGCUGCCGAAUAAAAGGACAACGAAUCCAUCGAAAAGACUGUCGAAGAACAAAUUGAAGAAGCCUUAAAGGAACUUCCUUUAGGUGAAAAAGUAAGAGCAGUGGCAAUAAACGCUCAUUUAUAAGAAAAAAAAACUUUAGAUGCCGAACUCUAAAAGAAAUUAUAAUAAUUAAAGUUCGAAUAUGAAUAAUUAUCUAAGCCAAUAUAUGUUAGAACCCAAUAAUUAGUUGAAGGAGCCAUUCCAACUGAUGAAGAGCUUUCUAAUUUAUAAAAAUACUUAAAAGAAGGUGAAAAUGAUAAAUUAGACGAAGAAAAGAGUCAAGCAAAACCUUUGAACGAAUAUUGGUUGAAGGCCAUGUGGGAAAACGAUAUAUUAGCCGUCGAAAUAAAAGAAUAAGAUGCAGAACCUUUAAAAUCUUUAUUAAAAAUCGAAUAUAAUCCUAUAUCUACAACUUUAGUUGAAGUAAUUUUCACUUUUGGACCUAAUGAUUAUUUCACAAACACUGUUCUUAAAAAGAUUGUUGAAUUAGAUGAAGAUGAUGAACCUGUGAAAACUACAGGAACCAAAAUUGAAUGGAAGGAAGGAAAAAAUACAACUAUUAAAAUUACUAAAAAAACUUAAAAAAUAAAAAAACUAGGUGCUAAAAGAGUCGUUGAAAAAGAAACUAAAGUAGAAUCAUUCUUCAAUUUCUUUGAUGAUUCUGAACCUUUGAAAGAUUAAGAUAAGGAAGAUGCUGAAGAAGAUUAAGAUUUCGAUAAUGAUAGACUAAAUAUUGAUUUUGAUAUCUUUAAAACCCUUGUUGAUGAAAUCAUUCCUUAUUCUCUUGAAUAUUAUUUGGGAGUUUAAAAAGGAGGAUACGAUGAUGAAGAUUAAGAUGAAGGAGAAUCUGAAGAAUAAGAAGCUCCUCUUGCUGGUAAAUAAAAAAGAAAAGGAAGUGGUAGUAGUGGUGGAAAAAAAUGAAAAAAUAAA
Molecule: messenger RNA, 987 nt
Organism: Ichthyophthirius multifiliis
Lineage: Eukaryota; Ciliophora; Oligohymenophorea; Hymenostomatida
Product: nucleosome assembly protein, putative
Exons: 3
Biological process (GO): nucleosome assembly
Cellular component (GO): nucleus; chromatin
Molecular function (GO): chromatin binding; histone binding
Source: RefSeq, a predicted model, not a curated record